Molecule: messenger RNA, 333 nt
Organism: Armigeres subalbatus
Lineage: Eukaryota; Metazoa; Arthropoda; Insecta; Diptera; Culicidae
Exons: 1
Coding region: 1-333 (110 amino acids)
Source: RefSeq, a predicted model, not a curated record
AUGUUUCCGGCUCACAAGAAGGGCAGCAAACGCGAUAUCAAUAACUACCGCGGGAUCACUUCUUUAAACGCUGUUUCCAAAUUAUUCGAGCUGGUUAUUUUGGAGCCACUUGAGGCCCAUUGCAAACCGUUUCUCAGUAACGACCAACAUGGCUUCACGUCUGGGCGAUCGACAGCCACUAAUUUGCUCUGCCUGACUUCCUUUAUAACAAAUAGUAUGGUACAACGUGCGCAAACCGAUGUGAUUUACACGGACCUGGCCGCUGCUUUCGAUAAAGUGAAUCACGACAUUGCGAUUGCAAAAAUGAACAAGUUCAGCAUUAACGGUAGCUAG